AAUAAAUUGUUAAUAAUACUAAUUUAUUUUUUAUUUAAAGCUUAUUGGUUGUUAUAUUUUAUGUUCCAUGUUUUGUUGUAUAAAUAUACUGUUCAAUAAUAAAACAAAUUGGCGCGGCAGCAAAGUGUCUUAAUAUUUGAUGCAAUUCUGUGUUACAAAGAUUUUCAGUAAUUUUUUGUAUUUAUGUACUUUGUAUAAUUAUUUGUGAUGGGUAAAAUAAGUAAAAUUUGGCGUCAUUUUGACAAAGUCAAUAAAUUGUCUGCUAAAUGUAAAGUAUGUGGUAAAAUAUGUUUAACGUCUGGCAACACAUCUAAUCUUCACUCUCAUCUUAAAAAUGCACACCAACUAAAUUCAAAAAUAAAGGAAUCACAAAAAAUUGAUAGUGAUGAUGCUGACCAGAUUGACAAUGUGUUAAUUCAAUUUGACAAUCCUACUUCAUCAACUAGUGAAACUAGUGAUACUGUUUUGUUAGAUAUCUCCCAAAGAAAAAAAUGCCAACCUUUAAUUGAGCACUGUUUUAAUUAUGUAUCAUCAAUGAAAGCAGGAGGAAUGAAAAAUUCAGAAAUAACUGAUGCAUUAAUUUAUUAUAUUUGCAAGGAUAAUGUACCAUUUUCCACUGUUGAAGGAAGUGGAUUUAGACAUUUUUUACAAGUGUCUUGUCCCCUUUACACAUUUCCAUCUAGGAAUACUAUAAAAAAUAAAUUGGAUUUAAAAUAUGACUAUUUAUCUAAAGUGUUUUCUAAUAAGUUGAAGAAAAACAAUAAUUUUACACUAACAUCAGAUAUUUGGACAGGUUUUCAAAUGAAAAGUUAUAUUGGUGUUACUAUACACUUUUUAGAAGGCACUCAAUUUAUAUGUGGUAUUAUUUCAAAUUACUUAUUAUGA
Daktulosphaira vitifoliae (grape phylloxera) is the source of this 885-nucleotide messenger RNA. Its product is annotated as zinc finger BED domain-containing protein 6-like. Gene Ontology annotation, molecular function: DNA binding. The transcript has 3 exons. The record is from RefSeq and is a predicted model, not a curated record. Lineage: Eukaryota; Metazoa; Arthropoda; Insecta; Hemiptera; Phylloxeridae. Bases 208 to 885 code for a protein of 225 amino acids.